CGCUCGCGUCUAACCACUCAUACCGCUCCCCCCUUCGCAGACGUGCGGCGGAGCGACCUCAAGCGCGCCGGCGUGUGGCCGGUUACCUCGAGCCUUAUCUCUCUUCGCGCUCGUGUCAAUUGACGGGGGCUUACAUCCACGUCCAGGGCACAUGUACAUCCUGUGUGUACAUCGUACGUAGUCCAGGACCAGUCCAGGACUCCAGAUUCUAUAUCAUCCUAUCCUUCCCCGGCCCACAUCUGCUCACUUCUGAUCUGAAGCUCCAACCGCAGACUCGGGCUCGCGUGACCUCCUGCCAACUCCCUCCCGCCUUGAUUCCUCCUGAGCUGGAUAGCAAUCCACGAUGGCCGACAACGAACUGCCCCAGGGCGACGGUGCUGUUGCCACGAGCGCGACCGAGAAAGAGACGGCAGCUACCGCAGCUGUGGAUUACUCCGAGGAGGCUACGGGAGACGUGACUCUACCACCGGGAUGGAUGUACAGACAGCGGCGCAUUGGGAAAUUCGUCAUUCCAUGGUACGCAUCGCCAAAGGUCCAGCUGGGGAUGGUCGCCUUCGUUUGCUUCAUGUGCCCUGGAAUGUUCAACGCGCUUGGAGGUAUGGGUGGUGCUGGGAAAACAGACCAGACCCUGGCAGACAACAUGAACACUGCCCUGUACUCGGCCUUCGCCGUGUUUGGUUUCUUCGGUGGGACAAUUGUUAACAGACUUGGGGUUAAAGUGACUUUGGCUUUUGGAGGAAUUGGAUACUGUCUCUACGCCAUCAGUUUGCUGGUUUCCGUGCAUGCCAGCGUUCGUGGAUUCAACAUCUUCGCCGGUGCGUGGCUCGGUAUUUGCGCAGGCCUGCUGUGGACUGCCCAGGGAACGAUCAUGAUCUCGUACCCAACUGAGGGUCAAAAGGGCAGAUAUUUUGCCUGGUUUUGGGGUAUAUUCAAUAUGGGUGCGGUCAUUGGAAGUUUGAUUCCCCUUGGCCAGAACAUCCAUGUUAAGACCAACAGCACCGUCACCGACGGUACCUACAUUGCCUUUAUUGUUCUCAUGUUCAUCGGUGCCUGCCUUGCCCUUUGCCUCUGCAACGCAUCAGAUGUCGUCCGUGUUGAUGGCAGCCGUGUGAUUAUGAUGAAGAAUCCUAGCUGGCAAUCUGAGUUCAUCGGACUCUGGGAAACCAUCCGAUUCGAGCCUUUCGUCAUCCUGCUCUUCCCCAUGUUCUGGUCCUCGAACUGGUUCUAUACCUACCAACAGAACGCCGUCAAUGGUGCCCGAUUUUCUACCCGUACCAAGGCGCUCAACAGCCUUUUGUACUACCUGGCACAAAUCAUCGCCGCGAUCAUAUUGGGUUAUGCUCUUGAUGUCGACAAGAUCCGUCGUACUGUCCGAGCCAAGAUUGCUUGGGGAACGCUCUUUGUCUUGACCAUGGUCAUCUGGGGAGGCGGCUACGCUUACGAGAAGACGUACACUCGCGACUCCGUCAACCCCAAGUUGAACCCUAACUUUGUCCCAACUGAUUGGACGUCCUCGGGCUAUGUUGGCCCUAUGUUUCUCUACAUCUUCUACGGCUUCUACGAUGCUCUCUGGCAAGCCACCGUCUACUGGUUCAUGGGAGCGCUCUCCAACUCCGGUCGUCGAUCGGCAAACUACGUCGGUUUCUACAAAGGCAUGCAGUCCGCUGGAGCAGCCGUGAUGUUCUCUCUCGACAGCCACAAGAUCUCCUACGUGGCUGAAUUUGCCAGCAACUGGGGUCUGCUAGCAGGCUCCCUCGUUGUCGCCGCUCCCGUCAUCUUCUGGAAGAUCAAGGACCAUGUUUCUGUGGAGGAAGAUUUGGUGGGUACUGAUGAGACCCUCGCCGAUGUCGUGCCCACGGAUCAUAUCGAGAAGCACGAGACCUAG
Messenger RNA from Amorphotheca resinae ATCC 22711, 1885 nucleotides. RefSeq lists its product as hypothetical. The coding region runs from base 344 to 1885 and encodes 513 amino acids. The transcript is spliced from 4 exons. The record is from RefSeq and is a predicted model, not a curated record. NCBI's taxonomy places the organism in Eukaryota, Fungi, Ascomycota, Leotiomycetes, Helotiales, Amorphothecaceae.